CAUCCAUUCAAUGCUCUUUGCCUUCCCCUCACAACCUUUUGCCAUUUAAUUAUCAGCUUCCCUUCUCUAUCUCUUUAUCUAUCUCCCUUUCCUUCUCUCUUGCAAUUAGGGUUUCCUCUUUAAGGGUGCUCCUCCUUUAACAAAUCUGCACUUAUAUCUCUCAUUGGCUAACACUAUUUUGUCUUGUGAGGGUAAAAGAGCAGCUCCUAAAGGUCCUCAGGUCCUCUCCCACAAGGGAAAGAAAGGGAAGAAGAAGAAGAAGAAAAAGAAAUGGCAUCAUCAAGCGCUUACAAUUCACCUUGCGCAGCCUGCAAAUUCCUGAGGAGGAAGUGCAUGCCAGGGUGCAUCUUUGCACCAUACUUUCCACCGGAAGAGCCACAGAAAUUCGCCAACGUGCACAAGAUCUUUGGUGCGAGCAACGUUACCAAGCUUCUCAAUGAGCUCCUCCCUCAUCAGAGGGAGGACGCAGUAAACUCCCUCGCCUACGAAGCUGAGGCCCGUGUGAGGGACCCCGUCUACGGCUGCGUGGGAGCCAUCUCUUACCUUCAGAGACAAGUCCAAAGGCUCCAAAAAGAACUCGAUUCUGCUAACGCUGAUCUUCUCCGCUUUGCCUACAAUGAACUUCCUCAAGUAACUCUUCCUCCUGUGCCACCAACAAUCACCACAAUUCAACAAAUGGUACCUUCUCAGAGGCAAUAUGGUGGGAGGUUUGGGAAUUUUGAAGGGACUGGGUUUUAUCGCCAAUCUGCUACCACUUUCUCUUUUCCUUAUGCUCUUCCAUGGACUGAUAUUUCAUCAGGAGGAGAAGGAGGAAUAGGAGGUGAAGGAGGAGGUAAUUUAUGAAAUGUGACAACUUUAUCAAUGCCUCAUUUAGGGUUUAUGUCCUGCAAUAAUGUUAUGUGAUGGCAUGGUGGUAGGUUGGUAUUAUUGUCUAGGUUGCUAUAUAUGUAGCAUCACUUGGACUCUUGUGGUUAGGUGCAGUGAAGGUCUACUGUUUUUGUGUUAGUUUAAUUUGAACUUUGAAUUGAAGGCUUUUUUUUUCAUUUUCUAGAUCAUGAUGAACAUGUGUUGGGGUUGGAGUUGUAGUAGUACUAGUUAGUAGUAGUCUUUUCCAAUAAGUUUGUAGGGCAUGCAUGGUAUGAUGUAUGGCUAUCUACAAGACCCUCCUAUUGUGUAUUCAGUGCAACUCUAGGCAUGUGCAAUAGUGUUCAAUUGUGCAUGCGCUUGGAGUUGACAUUCUCAGUCAUUGUUUAUGAUUAAGAAUAAAUGAGCAUAUCUUAGUUGUUUCUAAAGCCUAUACUUACCCUAUAUA
This is a messenger RNA of Lotus japonicus, 1312 nucleotides long. RefSeq names its product protein LATERAL ORGAN BOUNDARIES-like. The record is from RefSeq and is a predicted model, not a curated record. Bases 271 to 843 code for a protein of 190 amino acids. The transcript has 2 exons. NCBI's taxonomy places the organism in Eukaryota, Viridiplantae, Streptophyta, Magnoliopsida, Fabales, Fabaceae.